Molecule: messenger RNA, 1810 nt
Organism: Vitis vinifera (wine grape)
Lineage: Eukaryota; Viridiplantae; Streptophyta; Magnoliopsida; Vitales; Vitaceae
Product: 10 kDa chaperonin 1, chloroplastic
Exons: 5
Coding region: 131-586 (151 amino acids)
Cellular component (GO): mitochondrial matrix
Molecular function (GO): protein-folding chaperone binding; ATP binding; metal ion binding
Source: RefSeq, a predicted model, not a curated record
AGCGUGGGAACUACAAGGUGGUUCACACUUCAAACCAAUCGGCAGCUUACACUUGUCUCUCUCACUCUUCCGUUUUCGGCUACCCUCAUUUCUCCCGUUCGCCUCUCUGCGCUCUCCUCCUUAUCCAUCCAUGGCAUCCACUUUCAUCACACUCGCUAGACCCUUCUCGUCUCACAAGCCCCACACUCCUUCCCCCAGCAAGAGAUUACUAGGACUUCGCAGUAGUGCACUGAAAAUCAACGCAAUCGCCAAGAAGUGGGAACCCACAAAGGUUGUUCCACAAGCUGAUAGAGUCCUGAUUCGUUUGCAGGACCUACCUGAGAAAUCAUCUGGUGGAGUUUUGCUGCCCAAAUCUGCUGUUAAAUUUGAGCGAUACCUUAUGGGGGAGAUUCUCUCUAUUGGUGCUGAUGUUGGGGAAGUUGAGGCUGGGAAGAAGGUAAUGAAUCAUAAUGGAUCUUCUUUUUGUUGGUGUUCUUGUAUAAAUAAUUUUUUCAGUGAAUUAUUUAUAUUGAUGCCACUGGGACUAGUGAAUUCUCCAAGAAGCUGGACUUUCUAUGCGCUUAAUGGCAUUUUUUUUAUAUUCUAGUGCUUUUAUACCAUCUAAAGGAAGGGAAUGGCUAUCUUUUUGCAGGUUCUUUUCUCAGACAUAAAUGCUUAUGAGGUAAAUACUGACUCUGUAGAAAUUAAGUUUAUUCAUAUAGCACUUAAUAUGAUUUACUAGCCUUUUUCAAAGGUACCUUUACAAAUGGAAGUUCCUAUCCCCUUGCAAGUAACUUAUUCUUCAUAGUUGUGAGUCACUGUGAUAUCUGGCCAUUUCAUGUAUAUGUUAAUAGCUUGAAUGGCUACCAUCACAUUGGUUAUUGGGUCUAUUUGUUUCAAACAUAUUGAGCAAUAGAAGAGAUGCUUAUUAUCGCUGAGAUUGGUGAUAUUAUGUUUGAGACCGCUAAAGAAAAUAGUGUCUGAAGAGGCUACAUCCUAUUAACUCUUAAAAUGGCAGUAUUUGAAUAGUGAUGAAACACACCUUGAGGACCAAGAUCCUUUUACACAUGGAUUGCGAAUAGAAAAUUGGAGCCUAUUCUCAAUUGGUCCCAUCUAAUGAAACAGUUUGUGAUAAUUAGAUGUACUCGAGUCUGAGAAAUAGUCUAAUAACUUCCAGUUUCACUUGUGUUUGAUGGCCCCAAAACCAUUUAUUCAUCAAGAUUCAUACAAGUAGCCAAGACCAUGCUCUGUUUUCUCAGUCAAGAGGUAAUGUUGUAAAAGAAGUAGGGAAUACCGUGGUGAUUGUACAGCAUGGACACAAAAUUGCUUGGAUGAACACCUUUAUGUCAUAGAUGAAGCAAAUUUUAGGUGAACGGAUUGAACCAGGAAUCAAUUUACUACCUCCUUCGAAGAAAUAACACCCAUAUAGGAGAUAUCCAUGAAGACUCUUUUUCCCCCUUUUUCUGUCUAAUCAUCUUUAAAUUGCGUGCGGGCAUCAUUUCUUCUGGCUUAAACUCUGUUUCUGAUGGUAUUGCACUUGCUGCAACUUUAUCAGGUGGAUUUGGGAACAGAUGGUAGACACUGCUUUUGCAAAGAAAGUGACCUGUUGGCUGUGGUUGAGUAGGGCUCGAGCAUACGGGAAGAGCUUUACAAGAGGGCAGCUCUGUAUUUGUGCUCUUAUCCUUGCAACUUAGUACAAAAUUUUUGCAGCUUAAUGUGAUCCUCUUGUGCCUUACCUGUUAAACAUCUGUCUUUGCCCUCUCCAGCCAUUGAUAUUUGUUUCUUACCUCCCCUUUUGUUGAGGAGAAAAGAGAAGUCAAUGUUGAUCUUA